AUGCAGUCAUUCAGCAUAGAAAGACAUAACAAUGGGACUUUGCAAUCUACUGAGGAUGCUGUGACAUAUAAUGGCACAUAUAAUAGCUCAUAUAAUGACCAAGGAGAUUCCCUGUAUAGGAUAUUGGGAAAGCAUUUAAUGUAUGGCUUGAUUUUAGUUAUCAGCUGUAUGGGAUUUUUUGGGAAUGGAAUUGUCAUCUGGCUUCUUGGUUUCCGCCUUAGGAGGAAACCGUUCACCACCUACAUCCUUAAUUUGGCUGUUGCUGACUUUGCAUUCCUCCUGAGCCUAGAGUUCUUUUAUUCUAUUCCGUGUGAUUCUGGUGUUCUUCAUGAAAUUGCUGAAUGUCUCUUAGACUUCACAUACAACACUGGACAACUUCUUCUGACAGCCAUCAGCAUUGACAGAUGUGUGUCUGUCCUCUUCCCUAUUUGGCAUCGGUGUGUCCGGCCAACACAUUUGUCCACCACUGUGUGUGCCCUCCUAUGGGUCCUCUCCUGUCUGCUCUGCAUAAUCCUCUACAUUGUCGAAGUGAUUUACCCCAUUCCACCUUGGUUAGAAAAAACAGGCCAAUAUUUAUUGACUGGACUGCUUUGCUUCCCACUCAUGACAAUUUCAACUGUGAUCCUUUUUAUCAAAGUCUGUUUUAAAUCACAUCCGCGAAAGCGGGGAAGGCUUUUAACAGUUAUUUUACUUACACUCCUCUUCUUCCUCAUGCUUGCUUUUCCACUCAAUGCCAUGAUUCUUGCUAUAUACAUUGUAGGUCCGCAUACUCCUGUUGAACUCCGUUAUGGCUUUUUGUGUGCCUCCCUCAACAGCAGUGUGAACCCCUUGCUCUAUUUUCUGGUUGGGAGGAAGAAAGGAGGUCGAUCUAGGGAGAGCCUAAUGGUCAUCCUCCAGCGAGUUUUGAAUGAGGAGGAGAAUGACAAACAGGAAAUGGGCACUUCUUGUUCAAUCCCACUUAGGAACCUUUCAUAA
Messenger RNA from Lacerta agilis (Sand lizard), 975 nucleotides. RefSeq names its product proto-oncogene Mas-like. NCBI's taxonomy places the organism in Eukaryota, Metazoa, Chordata, Lepidosauria, Squamata, Lacertidae. Gene Ontology annotation, cellular component: membrane. Bases 1 to 975 code for a protein of 324 amino acids. Gene Ontology annotation, molecular function: G protein-coupled receptor activity. Gene Ontology annotation, biological process: G protein-coupled receptor signaling pathway. The record is from RefSeq and is a predicted model, not a curated record. The transcript has a single exon.